This is a messenger RNA of Podarcis raffonei (Aeolian wall lizard), 1346 nucleotides long. RefSeq names its product syntaxin binding protein 6 (gene STXBP6). Gene Ontology annotation, biological process: exocytosis; Golgi to plasma membrane transport; regulation of SNARE complex assembly. Gene Ontology annotation, cellular component: plasma membrane; exocyst. The coding region runs from base 127 to 759 and encodes 210 amino acids. The transcript is spliced from 6 exons. Gene Ontology annotation, molecular function: phosphatidylinositol-4,5-bisphosphate binding. NCBI's taxonomy places the organism in Eukaryota, Metazoa, Chordata, Lepidosauria, Squamata, Lacertidae. The record is from RefSeq and is a predicted model, not a curated record.
AGCGCGGGAGCCCUUUCGCGUUCCCACCCCGCGCUUAGAAAGAGCCAAGCCGGGGAAGAAGGCGGCUUGAAGGACCGGGCAGCGGCGGGAAGGAACGCAAUCCGUCUCCUCCAUCUCUGAUCUACAAUGAGUGCCAAAUCCACUAUCAGCAAAGAGAUUUUCGCUCCGCAUGAUGAAAGAAUGUUGGGAGCAGUCCAAGUAAAAAGGAGAACGAAGAAAAAGAUUCCUUUUUUGGCAACGGGGGGUCAGGGCGAAUAUUUAACUUACAUCUGUUUGUCAGUGACGAACAAGAAACCUGCACAGGCAUCUAUUACAAAAGUCAAACAGUUUGGAGGUUCCGCAUCUUUUGUCCGAAGGUCGCAGUGGACGCUUGAACAACUUCGCCAGGUUAACGGAAUAGACCCUCAUAAGGAUUCCCCAGAAUUUGAUUUACUAUUUGAAAAUGCUUUUGACCAAUGGGUAGCAAGCACAGCCUCUGAAAAAUGUACAUUCUUUCAAAUUCUCCAUCAUACCUGUCAGCGGUACCUUACAGACAAAAAGCCAGAAUUUAUUAAUUGCCAGUCUAAAAUUAUUGGAGGAAAUAGCAUAUUACAUUCGGCUGCAGACAGUGUAACCAGUGCAGUACAGAAGGCAAGUCAAGCUUUGAAUGAGCGUGGUGAAAGGUUAGGUCGAGCAGAGGAAAAGACAGAGGAUAUGAAGAACAGUGCUCAGCAGUUUGCAGAAACUGCACACAAGCUUGCCAUGAAGCACAAGUGCUGAAAAUGCCUACUGUAAAGAUCUUUCCAAGAGGAACUGAAAAGCUAGAUUCAUCAUUUUUUUACUGGAGAUACAACCACAUGUCUGCUUUUUUCUACAGUUCAUUGAAGCCCAGUUAUUCCAGUUACUAUGUAGGAAAUAAGUUGUAUUCCUAUCUUUUUGUAUUGCUAAGCCAUUCUGCACUUUUACCAUAUAUAUUUUUUAUUAUUUAAAAUAAGAGAUGGUGUUAACAUGGAAAUUGGACCAAAGGACAUACUGAACUGCAUUGCUCUUCAACAUCACACUUUUCCCAGUAUUAAGAAAGAAGAAAUAAAACUGCCUACGGGGAAGAUUACCAAAUGAAAAUAAAAUCCAAGGAAUUUGGUUUACAAUUAUCUCUUUGAACAAUUUUUAGAGCUACAUAGUUUAUGCCUUCGAUCACUGAGCAAAACGAAAUGAAUUAUUUGCUAUGAAAAAGCAGCCUUCUCAUUUCUGCCAGUAUUAAUACUCAUAUUUUGCAUGUGCCAUCACCAGCACCACAGUGCAAAUCUGGAUUCGAGAGGUCAACUUGUGGUCAACACUACAUUUUCAAAAUAACUUCUUCUUUUUUA